AUGUCGACGCUUGCAUCUGACCAGAAUGCCUCGUCGGCCAUUGACGACAACGAGUUUGAUGAGGAGCAUGGCGAGCACCACCCCCACCGUAACUCGGUCCACCACCAGCUGCGAGCUAGCAGCUCCAUCAUGCAGCUGAAGAAACUGUUGGUGGCCAACCGUGGAGAGAUUCCCAUCCGCAUUUUCCGCACAGCCCACGAGCUGUCGCUCCACACCGUUGCCGUAUACAGCCAUGAGGAUCGCCUGAGCAUGCACCGCCAAAAGGCUGACGAAGCCUACGAGAUUGGCACCCGCGGGCAGUACACCCCCGUGGGAGCCUAUCUUGCGGGCGACGAGAUCAUCAAGAUUGCCGUCGAGCACAAUGUCAACAUGAUCCAUCCAGGUUAUGGCUUCCUCUCAGAGAAUGCCGAAUUUGCACGGAAUGUAGAGAAGGCAGGCCUCAUUUUCGUCGGCCCCUCCCCAGAUACCAUUGAUGCGCUCGGCGACAAGGUUUCUGCGCGCAAACUGGCCAUCAAGUGCAAUGUUCCCGUGGUGCCUGGAACUCCAGGCCCCGUGGAGAAGUUUGAAGAUGUCAAGGCGUUUACCGACGAGUUUGGUUUCCCCAUCAUCAUCAAGGCCGCUUUCGGUGGUGGUGGCCGUGGAAUGCGUGUAGUCCGUGAGCAGGCCUCCCUCAAGGACGCGUUCGAGCGCGCAACAUCGGAAGCAAAGUCGGCCUUUGGCAACGGAACGGUCUUUGUCGAGCGCUUCUUGGACAAGCCCAAGCACAUUGAAGUCCAGCUCCUCGGAGACAAUCUUGGCAAUGUAGUCCACUUGUACGAGCGUGACUGCAGUGUCCAGCGCCGUCACCAAAAGGUCGUCGAAAUCGCGCCAGCCAAGGACCUCCCCGUCGAGACUCGUGAUGCUAUCCUAGCCGAUGCCGUCCGUCUUGCACAGUCGGUCAAGUACCGCAAUGCAGGCACGGCGGAAUUUUUGGUCGAUCAACAGAACAGGUACUACUUUAUUGAGAUCAACCCUCGUAUCCAAGUCGAGCACACCAUCACCGAGGAGGUGACUGGUAUCGACAUUGUCGCCGCUCAGAUCCAGAUCGCCGCAGGCGCGUCCCUUGAACAACUUGGCCUUAGCCAAGACCACAUCUCUACUCGUGGUUUUGCCUUCCAGUGCCGCAUUACGACGGAAGAUCCUGCCCAAAACUUUGCUCCUGACACUGGCAAGAUUGAAGUCUACCGCUCUGCUGGUGGCAACGGAGUCAGGCUCGAUGGUGGUAGCUCAUUUGCAGGCGCAGUCAUCACACCACACUACGACUCCAUGCUGGUCAAAUGCUCAUGCCGAGGCUCAACAUACGAAAUUGUUCGCCGAAAAAUGCUGCGUGCUCUUGUCGAGUUCCGUAUUCGUGGCGUCAAGACCAACAUUCCCUUCUUGAUCAAGCUUCUUACACAUCCUACUUUUGUCGACGGCCAGUGCUGGACUACCUUCAUUGAUGAUACCCCGGCUCUUUUCGAUCUCAUUGGCUCCCAGAACCGUGCCCAGAAACUACUUGCCUAUCUUGGUGACCUUGCUGUCAACGGCAGUCAGAUCAAGGGCCAAGUUGGCGAGCCCAAGUUCAAGGGUAUCAUUCCCAUCCCAGCCAUCCACGAUGUCAAUGGUAACAAGGUCGACACCUCGGUACCCUGCACAAAAGGAUGGCGCAACAUUCUUCUCAAGGAGGGUCCUGAAGGCUUUGCCAAGGCAGUUCGUGCAAACAAGGGAUGUUUGAUCAUGGACACUACUUGGCGUGAUGCCCACCAGUCUCUGCUUGCGACACGUGUACGCACAGUUGACUUGCUAAACAUCGCCAAAGAGACAAGUCAUGCAUUCUCCAAUGCCUGGGCUCUCGAGUGCUGGGGUGGCGCUACCUUUGAUGUUGCUAUGCGCUUCCUCUAUGAAGAUCCAUGGGACCGUCUGCGCAAGAUGAGGAAGCUUGUGCCCAACAUUCCUUUCCAGAUGCUGCUUCGUGGAGCCAAUGGCGUUGCGUACUCCUCCCUUCCCGACAAUGCCAUCUUCCACUUCUGUGAGCAGGCCAAGAAGAAUGGCGUUGACAUCUUCCGAGUCUUUGACGCCUUGAACGAUGUAGAGCAGCUGGAAGUCGGUAUCAAGGCUGUUCUUAAGGCUGGAGGUGUUGUGGAGGGCACGGUCUGUUACUCGGGUGACAUGUUGAGACCCAAUGCCAAGUACAACUUGCAGUACUACGUCGAGCUCGUUGACAAGCUUGUCAAGAUGAAGAUCCACAUACUUUCAUUCAAGGACAUGGCUGGUGUUCUUAAGCCUCGUGCUGCCCGACUGUUGAUUGGCACUAUUCGGGAAAAGUACCCUGAUCUGCCCAUCCAUGUUCACACCCACGACUCCGCCGGAACUGGCGUGGCGUCCAUGGUUGCUUGUGCGGAGGCUGGUGCCGAUGCCGUUGAUGCUGCUAUUGACAGCAUGUCUGGAAUGACAUCGCAACCUAGCGUAGGUGCUAUCUUGGCCUCGCUUGAAGGUACCGACUUCGACGCUGGUCUUGAUGUACGCAUGAUUCGCAGCCUCGACUCGUACUGGGCUCAGCUUCGCCUGCUCUAUUCGCCAUUCGAGGCUGGCCUUACUGGUCCCGAUCCUGAGGUGUAUGAGCACGAGAUCCCUGGUGGUCAGCUCACCAAUCUCAUUUUCCAAGCUUCGCAGCAAGGACUUGGCGAACAGUGGGCUCAGACAAAGAAAGCGUAUGAGCAAGCAAACGAUUUACUCGGCGACAUUGUCAAGGUCACGCCUACCUCGAAGGUUGUUGGAGAUUUGGCACAAUUCAUGGUAUCCAACAAGCUUUCCUACGAUGACGUGUUGAGCAAGGCUGAGCAGCUCGACUUCCCCUCCUCGGUCCUGGAAUUUUUCGAAGGUUUGAUGGGUCAGCCACACGGUGGCUUCCCCGAACCCCUCCGAACUCAAGCUCUUCGUGGCCGAAGGAAGAUGGACAAGCGUCCUGGUCUCUACCUCGAGCCCGUCGACAUCGCCAAGGUCAAGGCGGAUCUGAAGGCCAAAUGGGGUGACGCUACCGAGUGUGAUGUUGCGUCUCACAUCAUGUACCCCAAGGUCUUCGACGACUACAAGAAAUGGACGAGCAAGUAUGGUGAUCUUUCCGUGCUACCGACACGUUACUUCUUGUCUCGUCCUGAGAUUGGCGAGGAGUUCCAUGUAGAGCUGGAGAAGGGCAAGGUGCUCAUUCUCAAGUUGCUCGCAAUCGGCCCGCUUUCCGAGCAGACUGGUCUGCGUGAGGUCUUCUAUGAGAUGAACGGUGAGACUCGUACAGUUACAGUUGAGGAUCAGCACGCAGCCAUCGAAAACGUGUCACGACCCAAGGCCGAUCCUACCGACAGCAGCCAGGUUGGUUCGCCCAUGUCGGGUGUUUUGGUUGAGGUUCGCGUCCAUGAUGGAAGCGAGGUCAAGAAGGGUGACCCCGUUGCCAUUCUUAGCGCUAUGAAAAUGGAAAUGGUCAUUUCGGCCCCUCAUUCCGGAAAGGUCAGCCAUUUGUCAGUUCGCGAGGGCGACUCUGUCGACUCUGGAGAUCUUGUCUGCAAGCUUGUCAAGUGA
Plenodomus lingam JN3 is the source of this 3591-nucleotide messenger RNA. RefSeq lists its product as uncharacterized. Gene Ontology annotation, biological process: gluconeogenesis; pyruvate metabolic process. Gene Ontology annotation, cellular component: cytoplasm. Lineage: Eukaryota; Fungi; Ascomycota; Dothideomycetes; Pleosporales; Leptosphaeriaceae. The record is from RefSeq and is a predicted model, not a curated record. Gene Ontology annotation, molecular function: pyruvate carboxylase activity; metal ion binding; ATP binding.